GUGCGAUUUCAACUGUCGAUAACUUUGGUCACACUGCGAAAAAAAAAUUGUGAAUGUGAUCCAAGGUGCAUAAAACGACAAAGUAAAAAAUUGUCAUCGUCCAGACUUGUCAGUGAUUCGUAAACCCAAAAGCCUUUUGCAUUCGUCUAAGCAAAAUGAGUGCCGUCGCCAGCAGCGAUCCAGCCAUCAGUGGCAUGGCCCUUGGUCGGAGCCAGACCAUCUGCCGCUAUUACGUGCGCGGAAUCUGCCGCUUCGGGGAACUCUGCCGCUUCUCCCACGACCUGACUCGCGGUCAUCCGGAGUGCGAGCAGCAGGUGGCCACCGAUGUGCUCCCGAAGCCCAGUACCAGCAGUAGCAGCAGCAGCCACUUCGCCAGCACCUCCAGACAGCCGCGGAACUGGGCUAACGCGCCAGUGUUUGUGCCCAGCCAGAAGCGUACUCCUGCCCAGGAACAGAUUGAGGAGGCCACUGUGGGGCCAGAGGCGCAGACGGAGGCGGAUGGUGAAGCGGCCUACGCCGCCUACCAGCCCGCCAUCUCCUGGGCCGAAGUGGUGGGUGGUCCUUCAUCUGUGAACACCAAAGUGGACUACGCCAACAUGAAUCCCGCUUCGCUGGAGGAAGUCUGCCCGUACGAGAGCCCCUGCGCCUGGAGCGAACUCUGCCCUUACCGCAUUCACAUGGAGCUAUGCGAAAUGUGCGACCAAUAUUGCCUACAUCCAACGGAUCAAGCCCAACGCAAGAAUCACAACCGCGAGUGCCUCCAGCAGCACGAACAGGCCAUGGAGCUGUCCUUCGCCAUCGCCAGAUCCAAGGACAAGACGUGCGGCAUCUGCUUUGACACGAUCAUGGAGAAGGCGGGCAGGGAAAAGCGUUUCGGCAUCCUUCCCAACUGCAACCACAUAUUCUGCUGAUGCAUUCGCACAUGGCGCCAGGCCAAACAGUUUGAGCAUAAAAUAACGCGAGCUUGUCCCGAAUGUCGCGUGUGCUCGGACUUUGUGUGCCCCAGUGCGUUUUGGGUGGAGACCAAGGAGGAAAAGGACAAAUUGCUCAAUGAUUACCGCGCCGCCUUGGGAGCGAAGGACUGCAAAUACUUCAAAAAAGGCGAAGGCAAAUGCCCCUUUGGUAACAAGUGCUUCUACAAGCACGCCCUGCCCAAUGGCGAUAUCAUCGAUGUGGGAUUGCCGAAGCGCACUAGAAAGUUACAGAGCCAGAAUGAAAUAAUCGACUUACUGGAUAUCUAUCUAUGGGAAUAUGUAGAUCGGCGUGACUAUCACUGGCUGGAGAUAUUUUCAAGUGAUUUAAGCGAAAGUUCCGAUUUCUCGGAUGAUGAAUAGGCUUUUGGAGCAGAAGGAAACAAAAAAAGGAACAACAGCCCAAAAGCAUACAAAUUUGGAUAGACAGUCCGAGAAAUAAGUAACCAAUAUUCAAACGAUAUAUAUAAAUGAUACUGAACCAAAUAUCGAAUGCGAAAUUAAACAAAAAAAUGUAUUUGGGUACCAAAUUUAGGUUACAUAAUAUUUAUUCUCCACUUAAUGCAACGAAAUUUACAGCAACUUUUCCGUACUUGUAUUAAAUUAAAUUAUAUUUAAUACCAUAAACAAGUGGUUCAACUUAAACCUAAAGGAACAUUGAUAUAUCAUUAAAUAUGAAUACACAAGUUUAGAGAUAAACAAACAGUAAACAGUACAUUUUGAGAAUAGGUGAUAUAAAAUGUGUAAACUAUGCCUUUCAGACUGAAUUGUAAAGAUAAAAAUACAUACAUUCUUUAAUCGGUUUUCUACUCAUUUUUUGAAGUUUAACAACUACAACUAAGUGAAACGCACAUAGCAAACGACAACGGCACGUCUAUCUGGAUAAAUGCAAGCAUUCAACCUCGAAUGAGUCAGUGUAUCAUAACCGAGCAGAAACUAUUCCCUUUCGUCGAUAAAUGAAAUUUUUGUUAUUGUUAUGAGCCUUUGUGUUAGAGUAUUACUGUUGCAUACCUAUAAUUCAGUAUAUUUGUAAUCGUUGGCCACAAGCGUAAUACCCAAACCACUACAAAUAUGAUAUGUAUAACAUCUAUAUUGUAUAUUGAUUUUAAGUAUAUACUUUCGAAAUGUACCUCUUUAAAAUGUUUUGUUUUUACUGAUACGAAUGUAAUGUGUUGUCCAUUAGCAAAACAACAAUUAAUAAACUAAGGGAAUUAACAUAUAGACCCAACAUGUUCAAAAUCCAAAACCUAAAAUCAAUGUAACAAUUACUUGAAAAAUCUCAAUAAUUGCAUAGGAUCGGGUUCGGCGAUUCGAAUCCAUUUGUAUGUGAUUCAUAGUUGACAAACAAAAAAUAUCUUAUGAAUAAUUGGUAAUAAGUAAAUAGUUUUAAAAACAUGAAAAUGGUCGUUGAAAUAUGAUAUAGAAUGAACAGUUCAGUUUAACAAAUACAUGCUACCGUAAAAGCUGAAACGCAA
Messenger RNA from Drosophila suzukii, 2446 nucleotides. It is a transcript of the gene Mkrn1, whose product is annotated as Makorin 1. Lineage: Eukaryota; Metazoa; Arthropoda; Insecta; Diptera; Drosophilidae. Gene Ontology annotation, biological process: protein polyubiquitination. The record is from RefSeq and is a predicted model, not a curated record. Gene Ontology annotation, molecular function: metal ion binding; ubiquitin protein ligase activity.